Molecule: messenger RNA, 1991 nt
Organism: Acomys russatus (golden spiny mouse)
Lineage: Eukaryota; Metazoa; Chordata; Mammalia; Rodentia; Muridae
Gene: Lrrc24
Product: leucine rich repeat containing 24
Exons: 5
Coding region: 197-1762 (521 amino acids)
Molecular function (GO): protein binding
Source: RefSeq, a predicted model, not a curated record
GGCGGCAGGCGCAAGGCGCGCGUGGGUCGAUGCGCGUGCGCGCCCACCCUACCCCCCCCCCCCCCCGUCCGCGUCGCUUCUCCAGUCUUGCCGCCGCAAGCACCGCGGGGAGUCGCUCACCACUGGAGCAGGAGGCGCAUCCCAUCCGGCUCUAUUCCCUGGGGAAGCCACAGCUUCUUGGUGGGGCUCUUCAGAAAUGGCCCCAGGGGCCCCCGUGCUGCUGCUGCUACUGCUGGGGUUACUGCUGCUGCCUUUGCUGCCUGGACUCCCGCCCCGCGCCACUGGCUGUCCCGCCGCCUGCCGCUGCUACAGCGCCACGGUGGAGUGCGGCGCCCUACGGUUGCGCGUCGUCCCACAGGGAAUCCCUCCCGGGACGCAGACGCUGUUCCUGCAAGACAACAGCAUCGCGCACCUAGAGCAAGGCGCUCUAGCACCGCUCGCUGCCCUUCGCCACCUCUACCUGCACAACAAUACCCUGCGGGCGCUGGAGUCAGGUGCCUUCCGCGCACAGCCGCGCCUGCUUGAGCUGGCGCUCACCGGCAACCGGCUUCGGGGAUUGCGUGGCGGUGCAUUUGUGGGCUUGGUCCAGCUGCGCGUGCUUUACCUGGCUGGAAACCAGCUAGCGAAGCUGCUGGAUUUCACCUUCUUGCACCUGCCGCGACUACAGGAGCUGCAUCUCCAAGAAAACAGCAUUGAAUUACUGGAGGACCAGGCCCUGGCUGGGCUUUCCUCCCUGGCCCUGCUGGACCUCAGCAGGAACCAACUGGGCACCAUCAGCAGAGAGGCCCUGCAGCCUCUGAGCAGCCUGCAAGUCCUGCGCCUCACAGAGAAUCCAUGGCGUUGUGACUGUGCCCUUCACUGGCUGGGCUCUUGGAUCAAAGAGGGGGGCCGACGGCUGCUCAGCUCCAGAGACAAGAAGAUCACAUGUGCAGAGCCCCCACGCCUGGCACUGCAAAGUCUACUAGAAGUAUCUGGAGGUAGCCUCAUCUGUAUUCCUCCCUCUGUGAAUGUGGAGCCCCCGGAGCUCACAGCUAACCUAGGGGAGGACCUGCAGGUAGCCUGUCAGGCAUCAGGUUACCCACAGCCGCUAGUGGUCUGGAGAAAGGUGCCCCAGCCUCGCGAUGGCAAGCCUCAAGCGCAAGCCCAGCUGGAAGGUGGCUCACCAGGCCUGGGCGGGCAUGCGACCCGGGACACGGGCAGCGGCAUGCUCUUCCUCACCAACAUAACACUGGCACACGCAGGCAAGUACGAAUGCGAGGCCGCAAAUGCGGGUGGCAAAGCGCGUGUGCCCUUUCAUCUACUGGUCAACGCCUCCCAGCAGCAGUCACAGCAGCCACUCGCCCCGAAAGCCGCGGCUGCACGCCCUGUGGCACAUGAGUCUCAGCACGAGGCAGGUAGCAUGGCCUUCCGAGCCCUGGGCCUAGCAACGCAGACAGCGAUCGCAGCAGCCAUUGCGCUGCUGGCGCUCACCGCGCUGUUGUUGGCAGCCAUGAUCUGCCGACGCCGGCGGCGGCGGAAAAAGGUGCCAGCGCCGCCGGGGGAAGGCACGCUGUUUGUCAACGACUAUUCAGACGGGCCUUGCACUUUCGCACAGCUCGAGGAGCUCCGUGAUGAGCGCGGACACGAGAUGUUCGUCAUUGACCGUUCCAAACCCCUGUUCGCAGAGAUACCGCCUGAGGAGCCAAUGGAACAUAAUCCUCCCGAGAGUGUCAUGUCUGGGCUACGCCUCCCUCCACGUGUCGCCUAUGAGAUCCAUUGCUGAGCCUGCGCGAGUCAAUGACGUGGGCACUGGGGAUUGGCCAGUGCAGCUCCGCGCAUGCCCAAAGUAAAGUUGACGCCACGCUACACCGCCUAGUGUGUUGGGGCUGGCUGGUAUGGAGUUGUGGGUCUGUGAAUGAUGGGGGCUGUGGAUAAGGUGUCCCAGGUGCCGGCUCUGGCGAUUCACCCUGGCUCAGGGCAGUAAGAAUAGGGGAUAACCUGGUGAGGAAAUU